AUGGCCUGUGCGGAAGCCUCUUCUUCCUCUGGUUCCCUCAUUCCUUCCUGCAGACAUGAUGUGUUUCUGAGUUUUAGAGGUACGGAUACACGCUUAGGUUUUACAUAUAAUCUGUACAAGGCUUUAGAUAGAGAGAAGAUCAAGACUUUCUUCGAUGAUCGUACUCUCAAGAGAGGAGAAAACAUAUCAGCAACACUACUUCAAGCCAUACAAGUUUCAAAGAUCUCGGUGGUGAUAUGUUCUGAAAACUACGGUUCGUCAAGUUGGUGCUUGGAUGAACUUGUCAAGAUCCUUGAAUGUCAAAAAUCAAAGAAGCAAAUUGUCAUUCCAGUAUUUUACAAAAUGGAUCCAGCACAUAAGAUUGUUAUAGAGAUAUUAGAACGCCUCGACGACCAAAAGAAGGAAGAAAAUGUGGCCGGCAACAGCCACCAAAGCAAUAAGGACUCAACUGGCCUCGACGACCAAAGGAAGAAUAUAAAUGGGGCGGACCUUGUUAAAUAG
Molecule: messenger RNA, 501 nt
Organism: Argentina anserina (silverweed cinquefoil)
Lineage: Eukaryota; Viridiplantae; Streptophyta; Magnoliopsida; Rosales; Rosaceae
Product: toll/interleukin-1 receptor-like protein
Exons: 2
Coding region: 1-501 (166 amino acids)
Biological process (GO): signal transduction
Source: RefSeq, a predicted model, not a curated record